This is a messenger RNA of Labrus mixtus (cuckoo wrasse), 665 nucleotides long. Its product is annotated as persephin. The transcript is spliced from 2 exons. The record is from RefSeq and is a predicted model, not a curated record. Gene Ontology annotation, molecular function: growth factor activity; receptor tyrosine kinase binding; glial cell-derived neurotrophic factor receptor binding. Lineage: Eukaryota; Metazoa; Chordata; Actinopteri; Labriformes; Labridae. Bases 1 to 534 code for a protein of 177 amino acids.
AUGUGGUUCUUGCUGAAGCUGGUUGUGAUUCUUUUCUGCAUCAAGAGAGGAGAGGGUCACUGGCUGAGGUCACUAAUCGAUCAGAAACAAGGAACAACCUCUCCACACUUUGUAGUGAAUGUGGACAGAAGAAACAGAGAUCCAGCUGCAGAAGAUGGUCAAACAGAAGCUUCUGGAGUCGGUCCAUCCCCUGUUCCCAUGGUCCGGUCUCGUCGCUCCACUCUAGACUCGCAGUGCAGCCUGCGCUCCAUCCUGCUGCAGGUCCGAGACCUCGGGCUGGGCUACGACUCAGACGAGACCGUCCUCUUCAAGUACUGCAGCGGGAUGUGUCCACACGCUCGCUCCAACCACGACCUCACCCUCACCAACCUGCUGAUGAGCGGGUUGCUCCCUCAACCGGCACCAGGGGAGCUGUGGCACAACACGCCCUGCUGCAGGCCCACCCACCAUGAGGACAUGGCCUUCCUGGACAACUCCCACCGCUGGCAUAAGGUGGAGAAGCUGUCAGCUGCGGACUGCAGCUGUGUGGGAUAGACAGCAGGGUGUAGAGGAGAGGAACUAAGAGGGUGUAUGAUGGUUUUUGAGGAUGAUUUUACCGGCAAGUUCUCUUAUUAUACGCUUAAAUUAAGAUUUGUAUUCUAUUCCAUUCAUUAAGCUAAAAUCUA